AACCAAUGUCAGCAUCACUUGCGAUUGGCUAUUCUUCUGUCAAACUAUUACAGGCCCCUCCUCCUUUUCUUCCUUAUUUACCCUAAUAGUCCUAUUCCCCAUUCUUGAAAAAGAUGAGAGAGACCAUCUUCCUUUAGCUUGAAGAGAGAGAGAGAGAGAGAGAGAGAGAGAGAUUGAUCCAGAUCGAGCAGGAGGAGGAGGAGGAGGAGGAGGAGGAGGAGAUGGGUAGAGGGAAGAUAGAGAUACAGAAGAUAGAGAACGACACGAACAGGCAAGUGACCUACUCGAAGCGGAGGAAUGGCAUCUUCAAGAAAGCCCACGAGCUCACCGUCCUCUGCGACGCUAGGGUUUCCAUCCUCAUGCUCUCCGGCAACAAGAAGCUCCACGAGUACAUCAGCCCCACCACCACGACAAAAAGGAUGAUCGAUGAUUACCAGAAGGCUCUUGGGGUCGAUCUGUGGACUACCCACUACGAUAGAAUGCAAGAGGAGUUGAGGAAACUAAAGGAGGUCAAUAGCAAUCUCCGGAAGGAGAUAAGGCAAAUAUUGGGCCAUGAAUUGAACGACCUGAGCUUCACGGAACUGUACAGUCUUGAGCAAACAAUCGAGUCUUCCGUGCAGUCGGUGCGGCAAAGAAAGUACCAUGUCCUCAAGACUCAAACUGAUACUCACAAGAAAAAGGUGAAAGCCUUAGAGCAAAGAUAUGGAGGUCUCCUUCUAGAAUCCGGAGCUACAUAUGAGGAUCUGCAAUAUGGACUAGGUGAAGAUAUUGAGGGAGAUUAUGAAUCUGCCAUCACCAACUUGGCCAACCACAACGGAGCAUCGGCCAUGUAUGCUCUCCGGCUUCAUCCGAGUGACCAUGAUCUCUCCAGUGAAGGACACUUUCUGCCCGACUUGAGCCUUAAUUGAAGUCACGGUUUCAUGGUGCUACUUUGGGUGUUUUAUGUUUCUUUUUCUUAUGAACAUUUUCGGAAGUUCCACCUAAAUCUCAUGUUGGUAAUCUUCUUCGGGGGAUGUUAAGAAGUAAGACUAGAAAAGAGACAAGGACCAGGAGUCCGAGAGUUAACUGAAGUGCGUUCCUUCUUGCAAUUACUGUUAGUAUGUGGAUUUGAGAUCAGAAUAAUGGACAAGCUGUUGUCUA
Molecule: messenger RNA, 1140 nt
Organism: Syzygium oleosum
Lineage: Eukaryota; Viridiplantae; Streptophyta; Magnoliopsida; Myrtales; Myrtaceae
Product: agamous-like MADS-box protein TM6
Exons: 7
Coding region: 222-908 (228 amino acids)
Biological process (GO): positive regulation of transcription by RNA polymerase II
Cellular component (GO): nucleus
Molecular function (GO): RNA polymerase II cis-regulatory region sequence-specific DNA binding; protein dimerization activity; DNA-binding transcription factor activity, RNA polymerase II-specific
Source: RefSeq, a predicted model, not a curated record